This is a messenger RNA of Mercenaria mercenaria, 3036 nucleotides long. RefSeq lists its product as uncharacterized. Bases 1 to 2970 code for a protein of 989 amino acids. Gene Ontology annotation, cellular component: cell surface. The record is from RefSeq and is a predicted model, not a curated record. Gene Ontology annotation, biological process: cell-matrix adhesion. The transcript has 21 exons. NCBI's taxonomy places the organism in Eukaryota, Metazoa, Mollusca, Bivalvia, Venerida, Veneridae.
AUGGGGGAAAAAUCCGACACAAGUAUGGCAGGAGUAUCUCCAAAUUUUGGCAAUCCCAAACUCAAGGAUAAAAGGGCCCGUGUGGCAGAGCGUUUCGUCCCUUUCAGGUCUUCAAGAAUAAAUUCUGUUCAGAAUGCUAUAGAUUCAUUAGCAUACCAACCAUGGACAUGUUAUGAUAUAAGAAGAUUAGACAAUGUAGAUGAAGGGAAAGAUGAGUAUGAUCACUUUUUCAUGCGGGCCCUUACAACUGCAAGAAGACUAUUCCCAAGUAAUAGACCUUGUGGGAAAUUUUUGGCAGAAAAGGUUGUAACAGGCGGAAAAUCAGCUCUUCAGCUCGAUUCAAUGGAUGCUAUGAAAAGGUUGCAUUUUCUGUCAGCCUGUUUACCAGCGAAAGUCCUCAAAAAAGCUAUUGAUGAUAUUGGGUGUAGCUUCGGUUCAGAGUUAAUGAAAGACGGAGCUUUAACUGGAAGAUUGACUAAGUACCUCGCCAAGAAGUGUGCUGCCCCUCCCCAAAAUGUUGACGAAGUCACAUGUACAAGUUUAGAAACAAACUAUAAGCCAUAUCUAAAGUCAAUGAAAAGAAGCUUUUUCAAAAGCUUGCCGCAGGCUGUGAUGUGUGACACAAAAUGUCUAGAUCUAUUUAAAGGAGCAGAAGGGUUUCCAAAAGAUGUUAUGAAAUUCAUAAUGAAGCAGUGUUACAAGGACAGCUCAACUAUAAGUCCUGAUGAUGUCAAAAAUUUGGGAGGCUUGGUCACUGACCUUCCCUUGGACAAAUUUGAUCAGAUUAAUGCUGCUGACCUGGAAACGAACAUUAAAUCAAUCAAAAAUGAUUUGAAAGCUGCAAAAAAACAACGAGGAAAGAAAGCUGUUGUUAAAAAACUUGCUAAAAAGAUGCUUGAUGAUGGCAAGGUGUCUGAUCUUGUUGAUUCUAAGGAGAUAAUGAAGGAGGUAUCACUGAAAGAUCUGAAAGCAUCCCUGUCUCAGUCUGCUGAUGUGAUUCAAGAUCUUGGCAUUGGUGAUACAAAUGCAACAUUAGGGUUUACUGAUUCACAGAAAAAAUGGGUGGUGAAACAGGUUGUGAAGAACAAGCAAGCAGGUGCCUUCACAGUGGAGGAUUUAAGGGAGAUGAAGUCACUUGUAACAGGUUUGUUGUCCUCCCAUAUCAAGAAAAUGGGUGAGGCUCACAGUAACGAUGCCGAAGGAAUGGAACUAGCUAGAGAGAUGUGUACACAUACUGACUGGCCAAGAAAAUCUCUGGAAGCUAUCAACAAAUAUCUGAUACAGUCAGGCCUUAAUGUAAGAAAUUCUACUGACCCCAUGUCAUCUUUAACUGUGAUGGAUGUGGAAGGCCUUGGCUGCCAGUGUCUACUAAAUUUCAAUACAUCUGAAUAUGAGUAUAUGGACCAGGAAGUUUGCUCAGCUGUGUGUAUGAAGAUUGGAUAUUGUGACAUAUUCCGGUGCUUGAAUCCUACUAGAAGGAAAAAUGUUCUACAGGCUUGUUUGAAAUGCAAGGGUUUGGGAAGCCAUAUGAUAACAGAUACUGAUUUUGAUGAACUAGGACCAAAUCUGAUAUCUCAGAUGUCUCGGGCACAGCUUGACCUUGUUCCUGCAGAAGUGCUACAGAGCCACGUAGAGUUCUUCAAAGAUAUUUGCAUGGACCAGACAUUAAGAACAGCUGUAUCUGAAGCAUUACAGGAAGUCAUUGGAAGCUCUGGAACAAAUUAUGAACCGGAGACCUUGUACUUGCUGGGUAGCGCUAUAAAAGUUCUUCCUAAAGCACUACAGGCACAACUGGACAAGACAGUGAUUGCUGACAUGCAGACAGCAUUGAUGGAAGAGUUGGUACCAGAUACUGAUGAAGAGAUCAAUCUGAGGAAAUGUUGUGAGAAAUGGCUUAAUACAACUGACUUAGACAACCUUAAGGAACAGAAUUUUAAUCUAAUGCUGACAGUAAAGGAUGCUUUUUUCGCAGAUAGCGAACUCUUAAGAAAGAAGAGAUCCAACCUUUUUCCAUGGACUUGUCGCCAGAUUCGUCCUCUCCCAGUAUUGUUUGCAACAGCUUCUGCCAAGGAGAUUGACGCUAUGAAUAAUCAGGAAUUUGUUGACUGCCUAGAAGUCAUUGGAAAUAUUCAGACUUUAAAGCGCUGGCAACGUGAGCUCUUGUUGACUAAAGCACGAACAGCAUUGUCUAAACAGAAUGUAUGUGAUAUGACUGUAAGUGAACUUGAGCAGCUAGGAGUUAUUGCCCUUGGUUUUAGUGUUCAGGACAUCAGCUGUCUCCCUCUGAGCAAUGAGAAUCUGGUUUCCUCACUUGGUGGCUUGGAAGGAUGGAAUACACAACAGUUGUCUGCCCUUGCUACAAGGUAUAUGAGCACAAACAGUUUGUCAAACCUGUCCACACUCACAUCUUCAAAUAUCACUAUGCUGGGACCAAUCAUAUGUGGAUUUACGGCCAGUCAGAUUUCUACAUUAUCACCUGCAGAAUUUGGGAAUAAUGGAGAGGAUAUUGGAAGCAUGACAGAAUGUGGUCUCCAGCAGUGGAAAGCUUUUGUAAGUUUGGCUGUACAAGAUAAUGCCUAUGGACCAAUUAGUACAUGGGAGGCUGAAGAUGUAAAUGAACUGAAGUUUAUAAUUGCUGGACUAUCUGGUAGUGAGAUAAAGGAACUUACAGAGGCUGCUUUAGAGGGGUUGGAUGCUGAUGUGAUACCGUUAAUACCUAGAGAUGUUCUCAAAAACAAAGAAUUGGCUCAGUUACAAUCACUCUCAGAUGUCCAGGCUUCGGCAGUAACGAAUUCCCAGAGGGCAGUACUGACAGCAGAACAGAAUGCUGUACUGGAUAGAAUAGUUGAUAGUGAACCAGUGAUUGGGGCAGGCCAUAGUGGCACUAAUUCCACUCCUGUACUAGGGAAGGUAUUCGGAAGUGUCAUGAUAAUGGUUGCCAUGACCAUCCAGAGUAUUGUCCUCAUAUGAAACUUGUCAUUUACUGUGAAUGUUUGAUUCUGUUGUCAUUCAGUUUCAAUAAAAUAUGAUGUUAAA